CGGGGCGUGGGCUGAGCUCAGCGCUUGGCUCCGCUCCGGGAUCCCGGGCCGGGAAUGUCGCUGCGAGCGCGGAACGGGGCGGCUGCGGAGCGGGGCCCCAUGGAGGGCGCCGUGCCCCCCCCGGGCUGCGCGGCCACGUGGACGGAGGACGGCCGGCGUCGGGAGCGGCGCUGGGUGAAGUACGACGGCAUCGGGCCGGUGGACGAGACGGGGCUGCCGCUGGCCUCGCGUUCUAGCGUGGAUCGGCCCCGGGAUUGGUACCGCAGGAUGUUCCAGCAGAUCCACGGCAAGCUGCCGGAACCGGAGUGGGACACACCGUGCUGCACUGCAGAUCUGCAGACAUCUCAACCCCCCCCUGGAUCCUCCUGCGCUGCCCAACGGCUCGGAGCGGACCCCGUGGGGCGACGCCGAUGGCACCGCGGAGCCGGGCAGCAUCUUCAGCUAUGGAGCCCGGCACGGCGCCGGCACGGCGUGGGCAGAUGGGAGCUCACCGUGGGGCGCCCCACAGCAGUGUGGGAUCCACGCACCGUGACCCCACAUCCCCUCUGCAGCCCCCCGGAGCUGCGCCUGCGCUGCAGCCCAUCGGGAGGGGUUACGGUGCUGCCCUGCCCCACAGCCCCCCUGCGCCCUGCGGGGGGACACCAGGACGCGGUGCUCUGUGGGGUGACCUUGGGAAGUGGAGCCCUUGCGCUGCUCUUCCAGGUGCAGCUGCAGCGGGAAUUGGAACAGCUGAGCGCUGAACUGGAUGAGGACAUUCGUGCCAUGGAGCGGCUGCAGCGGAGCCCCGCUGCCCGCAGCGCCCGCAGAGCAUCGCCGACCCCCACGGCACGGCUGAGCGUGCUGUCCCCCCAUGGGCUGCAGGGCCGCCCUGCUGUCCCCACGGCGCAGGAGGGGCCGGGGGGCUCCAUUGAGCAGAGCGGCAGAGGUGAGAGCCCCCCCCGCCCCCCCGCCCUCCCCAUUGCAGUGGAUUUGGGGACCCCCGCAGCGCCCACCCGCGGUGCAGCACAGAUGGCGGCCGCACGCCUCAAGUUUGACUUCUGUGCCGAGUCCCCCAGGGAGCUGUCGCUGCGCAGGGGCGACGUGGUGCUGCUGCACGGCGCUGUUGACGCCAACUGGCUGCGCGGGGAGCAUGGCGGCCGUGUGGGCAUCUUUCCACGCACAUACGUGGAGGUGCUGCCCCACGGCGAAGCACCGCAACCUGGGACCCCAGCGGCAGCGCAGGGCUGUGCGACAGCCGUGUUCAGCUUCCAUGGGGAGCUGCCUGUAGAGCUCAGCUUCCGCAGGGGUGAGCAGCUCUCCCUGCUGCGCCGCAUUGACGCCCAUUGGUACGAAGCACAACCUGUGGGCACUGGGCGCCGUGGCCUGGCUCCCCGCUGCUACCUGUGUGUGCACCGCGAGCCGGGGGGCGGCCCCACAGCCCCGCAGCCCCCAGCCCCACAGGUGGGUGCAAAGCAGGGCCCUGCUGACCCCGCCGGGCGCCCCGCCCUCCCCUCGGCACCAGGAUCUCGCCCCCCCCGCCGGCCCCACUGCACCGAACCCCUCUGUGGGGCCCCCACGAGCAGCCCCCAUCCGCAGGAGGACCAGCCCCGCACCCCCAGCCCACCUCCCCCACCUCGGCUCCGAGACCCGAUGGACCCCGUAAGUUUGGGGGGUGCCGACGUCCCGCUGUGGGUCAGGACCCCCCCCGCACUGUGGCUGCCCUGCAGGCAUCGCGUGCUCUACGACUACCGACCCCAAAACGGCGACGAGUUGGAACUGAGGGAGGGGGAGCGCGUGGAUGUGCUGCAGUGCUGCGAUGACGGCUGGUUUGUGGGAGUUUCCCAGAGGACGCAGCAAUUCGGGACGUUCCCUGGGAACUACGUGGCCCCACUGUGAGCCGCUGCCACCCCCACACAUCUCUGGGGCCAAAGGGCCUCCAGUUCCUCCCACCCCUGUGGGGCCCCAAGCAGCGGCCGAUCCUGGGACCUCGCUGUGCCCCUGUGCUUCCAUGCCGCCUCCCUGCCCCACUGCUGUGGGUCCCAGCUCCGCUUCUGUCCCCCAUUAAAGGCAGCUCAG
Lagopus muta (rock ptarmigan) is the source of this 2055-nucleotide messenger RNA. RefSeq names its product sorbin and SH3 domain containing 3 (gene SORBS3). The record is from RefSeq and is a predicted model, not a curated record. Lineage: Eukaryota; Metazoa; Chordata; Aves; Galliformes; Phasianidae. Gene Ontology annotation, molecular function: protein binding.